Ylistrum balloti is the source of this 1083-nucleotide messenger RNA. RefSeq lists its product as uncharacterized. The transcript has a single exon. Lineage: Eukaryota; Metazoa; Mollusca; Bivalvia; Pectinida; Pectinidae. The record is from RefSeq and is a predicted model, not a curated record. The coding region runs from base 1 to 1083 and encodes 360 amino acids.
AUGGCUGGCAGAGACGUGGAGACCCCAGACACCAGCCGCAUUCCUAGGCCUGACAUUCGCGCUCUUGUGUUUAUCCCAGGGUCUGUCGGUGACGGAGAGUUGGAAAGAAUGUUUGGAGAUAUCAAAGACGAAGGUGACGUUGCAAAUAAAGAAACUUUAUCGAUUUCCUGUGAUAACAAUGAACAAGAAGACGAGAACAAACACUACCUGUCGUCUGACUUUGUUGGUUCAAUUUUCAGAGAAUCGAAUAUAAAGGUCACAACAAUUACAUCCUUCAAACUCUCCAUAAGUGGUGGUAUACAUAUUAUCACUCGUGCAAAGCCUGAACUUUGUUGGUUUAAGUUCCAAGGUAGAAACAGCAUCAAGAUGGUCAACAGAUCUGGAAAAAUUGAGAAGAUGAUCAACCUGGGAACUAGGGCCAGAGGAUUUACCGUCACUUCAGAUGACAAAUUAAUCUUCUGUUGUACAACUCAGGAAUGUAUCAAGGAAAUGGAAUUGCCGGAUGGUGAUAUCUUUGAGAAAAUUGAUACCAGUCCUCUUACACCGAACUACGUAUGUACAGGUCCAUCUGGCCAUAUUUAUGUGACGCUGUAUGACGAGGAUGACUACGAUGUAACAGAAGACAGCACACGUGUACUGAUUCGGUAUGACAGGUGGAGAAAAGAAAAUGGCCGUUGUAAGAGGAAUCAGUUUGCCAAAAACAUAUUUGUUGUACCCGAGGAAGUCUCUGUAAACAAGGAUGAGACAAAAGUAGCAGUCAUUAAUCGCAUUUGUGAGAGAAGACGCGAACUGGUUCUCUUGGACAAGGAUCUGUCUCCUGUAUCAAUUUAUACAGGACCCAGCGUGCUGACUGGUGUCUCACUGGCAAGGUAUGAUAUCCGCGGCGCUCUAUUUGAUACACAAGACAACAUUUUGGUUGCUGAAUAUUACAGCAAAACUGUUCAAUUACUGAGUCCAUCCUGCGAGCCACUGAAGAUUCUGCUAUCAAUUGAUACCUCGCCAUGUGCCUUGACAGUAAACGAUGAUGAAGUUUGGCUGGGAGACAGCGAUGGAAACGUCAGGAUUUUUAGGUACUCGUUUUGA